CGGUAAGCGCGUGAAUAUCUUAAUGAAAAGUGACUCGCUCACAGGUGGGCGUAAGUGUAAGCAGUUCAGAGCUGUGUUCCCACAUUCCCUAAAGCUCGGAGGGGGCGACACAACAGCAUGCCUUUGAAGCGGGCGAGAAACGCAGGAGCUGCCCAGGAUAAAGAACAGCUGAGCCGGGAGAUGCGACAGAGCAGACUGGCUCUCUUCAUUCAGCAGUUUGAGAAAGAAGCACAAGAGCGUGUGAACGAGCUCGAGGCCAAAAUGGAGAACGUGUUGUCAACAAUGGACAAAGUUUUCAAAGUGGAGCUUAUGAAGAUGCCCCCGUCUCUUCAAAACACCAUCAUAGGGGAUUCAAUAAGUGAGGAGGAAAUCUCAGCAAGUGAUGUGUCAAUCGCCAUGAAGAAUGAGUCCCUUGAGGUGCAGCAGUCACUCAGGAGAGUACCCAGUAAAAGAGUAAAAUCAACUGGUUCUACACCAGGUCAGUCCACCCCGGCUCAGAGGUCCUCAUCCAAGACCUCUAAAGGAGGAAAGGGGACAAAAAGGACCAGGACAUUGGCUGGUAGUAGCAGCACUGGAAAUCUUAGGGGCUCCUCAGUCACUGCCAAAAGGACUCAGAGUCACGUGACAAAGACCAACGAGCAGACCAUACAGACCAAACCUAAACUCAGGUCUGUCGUCUCUGCUGGUGAUCUGCACUGUUCAGUGGUGGGCUCCGCCGCACACAUCACUGUAACCACAGCACAGGGGCAGACUGUCAGUUUUUCUGAGGAGACCAAGGAUGAAAUUAACUUGGAUUUGCUGGAUGACAUGGCUUGGUGCCAGAUUCAGAGGCUCACGUCUCUCUGUCAGAUGGACGUUCUGCUGGCCUCCAAAACGGUACCUGAGGCGUGCAGAAGUUUGGAGAAGCCAAGAGAACGGGACUUGGACAUGAGAGAAGUCAUAAUGAGAACCGAGUGGCAGCUGACAGCCCGGCCAAGCUGUCUGUCAUAUCCUUCUUCUUCUCUGUCUGUCUUUCACGCAAGUACGUUGUCAACAGAAGACAUGCACCCUAACAGGCCUCUGCCCAGGUGGUCUCUCUGGGUAGCCAGUGGCCUGCAGAGUACAAGAUGCUGAAAUUUGAAGCAACCUUGCUGGCAGGAGCAGAAUUCACUGUGAGGUCUGGGCUUGAGAUGUUUAAAGAGACAGUUCACUCCAAAAUGAAAAAUACAUAUUUUCCCUCUCAGCUGUGGGGCCAUGUUUCCAUCUAGAUUGUUUUGGUGUGAGUCUCUCAUCUAUGAGUUGAUACACAUUUCCUUCUGCUCUGUGAUAUGGUGUUGUCUGAUUAGAAAAUAAUUCCUAAAAUCCUCACAACAAAGUCUGCAGAUUAUCUUGAGUAACGAGGUCACGAUUUCUGGAAAGAGGCACUGCUUUUCAAAAAUAGUUUUUGGCAAUUUGAGCACCACAGGCCAGGUGUGGUCUAGUUUCAUUAUGUUCGAGAGAAGGCAGAUAUCGCCAAAGCUUGGCAGUUCACACUAAAACAAACUGAAUGGGUAAAUGGCACUACAACAUAUUUUUGGUUUUGGGGUGAACUGCCCCUUUAAGUGUUACAUGCUUGUUAUUCAGCAAUUAUUUUCUUCAUAUUCCAGGAAAUAAAGGAGAUGAGUCAUAAAUUGUGAUGUGCUGACAGAAUAUCAAGCACACGUGUUCUUUGACAUAUCCCAGAAGCCUUUCAGAAAACCUGACUAAUUACAAUAUCAGUAUUACCUAACAGAGAAAGAACAGUAAAGAUAUGGAAAUGAUUGUCUUAGAUGAGGUGACAAAACACAUUACCUAAGUAUUUGAUCAAAAUGGUCUUAAGACCUAAGCCUUACAUUUUCAGUUUUUCUUUAUGGAAUACUCAGCAAUGGAAACCAAUAAGAAACUAUUUUAAACUGCAGUAAUUAAACAAGCCAGGUUUAACAGUAAUAUUGUCAUGAGGUGCUUGCUACUACACAAGCUUUGUGAGCAGAAUCUUUUGUUCUCAUGAUAACAGGUUGGUUACCUUGUCAUCGCAAGUUUUGUUUUUAUAGAUCGUCUGUUAUCUGUAAUUAUCUCUUGAUCUCAAAAUAAUUGAAAUAAAAAAUAUAAUAAUUGGA
This is a messenger RNA of Scatophagus argus, 2114 nucleotides long. It is a transcript of the gene cdca9, whose product is annotated as cell division cycle associated 9. The transcript has 10 exons. Gene Ontology annotation, biological process: mitotic sister chromatid segregation. The record is from RefSeq and is a predicted model, not a curated record. Gene Ontology annotation, cellular component: spindle midzone; chromosome, centromeric region; chromosome passenger complex. NCBI's taxonomy places the organism in Eukaryota, Metazoa, Chordata, Actinopteri, Scatophagidae. Bases 118 to 1113 code for a protein of 331 amino acids.